Lepisosteus oculatus (spotted gar) is the source of this 1361-nucleotide messenger RNA. RefSeq names its product 3-oxo-5-alpha-steroid 4-dehydrogenase 2. Gene Ontology annotation, molecular function: 3-oxo-5-alpha-steroid 4-dehydrogenase activity. The record is from RefSeq and is a predicted model, not a curated record. Gene Ontology annotation, cellular component: membrane. NCBI's taxonomy places the organism in Eukaryota, Metazoa, Chordata, Actinopteri, Semionotiformes, Lepisosteidae. Gene Ontology annotation, biological process: steroid metabolic process.
ACAAUUACCAACAGAUGGCUAUGAAAUGACACAUCUGCAUGUUCUCAUCAUUGCACGCAUUUGAAAAACAAGCAAAGUCAUCCUAAAAGUUCAUCCUGCACAAGUGUAUGAGGAAAAAAAACAGCUUAGGAAAGCCUCUGGCUCACUGAGUGACGUCGUCAGAGGAGCCUUCUCAAAUUUCAGCCCUGAAAAGGACUUGAAAACCUGACGGCAUUCUUUUUUCAUAGCAGGGCAGUGGGGGUGUGAACCGCUGUAAAUACUCUCUUCACUCCAAUUGUUUUCUCACUCAGCCAUCCCAGUGGGAAGAUGUUGUGCCAGGAGAAGUUAGCACAGGGCUACAGCUGGUUUUUGAUUUUUUUCGGGAUGGGAUAUAUGGUCCGGCAGAGAUCUGCACGGACUCCUUAUGGGCGCUAUGCUGUGCCCUCAAAGGACACCCGGAAAGUUCCUGCUAAAGUAGCCUGGUUCCUCCAAGAGCUGCCAUCAUUCCUGGUUCCUCUUCUUCUGUACUAUGCAGCACAUGGGCUAUGCACAACAGCCAGGAACCUUCUCCUCUUGAUGUUCUGUGGGCACUACUUUCAGAGGACUUUCAUCUACGCUUUGCUCAACAAAGGUCAACCCUUCCCACUCCGCAUCAUGAUAUCAGCAGCGAUAUUCUGCACUGUGAAUGGCUUCUUCCAGGGCCACUACAUGCUGUACUGUGCACAGUAUGAUGAUGCCUGGCUCACUGACAUCAGACUUAUCCUUGGUUUAAUUUUGUUUGGCCUGGGCAUGGCUAUAAAUAUUCACAGUGACCAUAUUCUGCGCAAUUUGAGGAAACCGGGAGAAGACCAUUAUAAGAUUCCAAGAGGUGGCUUGUUUGAGUAUGUCUCAGGCGCCAACUUCUUUGGUGAGAUUUUAGAGUGGUUUGGCUAUGCCGUAGCGACCUGGUCUCUGCCAGCCUUUUCUUUUGCCUUCUUCACCACCUGCUCCAUUGGGCCCCGUGCCUACCACCACCACAGGUUCUACUUACAGAAAUUCAGAGAUUAUCCAAAGACAAGGAAAGCUCUGAUACCCUUUAUUUUCUAAGAAGUUAGAUGCUCCUCUGGUCAUUUGCAAAGAAGGAGAGUUCCAAGACGAAGCUUCACUGGCAGAUGAAGAAGAUAUGGACACAAAGUUGAACACAAUCUGUCUAAACAGUUUGUGUUCUGAGAAUAACGAAGACAUGAGACGGAUCAAUAUGUUCUGUUACUGUAAAGAAUCUUCAUGUUUCCCGUUUUCAUAAGGAAGGUAAACAGGAGGUUCCUGAGGCUUAUAUAUACAGUGCCUUGCGAAAGUAUUCGGCCCCCUUGAACUUUUCAACCUUUUGCCACAUUUCAGGCUUC